AGAAUCUAAAAGAACAAUUCUAGCAGAACAAACUAAACAGAACCACUAGAUCAUUGUAAGCAUAACAUACAUUAUGUAGUAAUAUUUGGAUAACUCAAUUGAAUUAUAUCCUUUCAUAUUUCUAAACCUUUCUUAUCCAACCAGAUAUACAUCAUGGAUAUCACCAGAGCAAUCAAUAAUCCCAUUGAGGAAUUUCCGGAGUUAGAAGAUGAAGUCUUCGAGAAUUAUUCCCACGAAACGGCCGAUCUACUUUUCAGUUACGAUACUUAUCUCAAUUCAGUCAAAAAUUCUAGCCGGAAUGAUCCAGGCAUUAUGCAACCAAACGCAAAUGAUGAUGAAAUCAACAAGAUAUUAAGAAGAAACAGUUCAUUGACUUAUGUACACCAGCCUCCACCCCACAAAAAUGAAUGGUCAGUAAACCACGAGUUAUUUAAACCAAUCUUAUUUGGAACCCAUUCUGAAAAUCAAACAAACCUAGAUAAUGACCUAAAACCAAAUCAAGAAGUUAAUCAAAAUCGUGAUAAUAACUGCAAUGAGAUCACAAUCAGUCCGAGAAAUGUAUUUAGAGGACUUCUGUCUGCUAAGGCAGUAUCACCUUUAGGAUCUUCCAAAACCUCCUUCAGAGGGAUUCCUAUGCCAAACUAUCAGAUCUUAUCAUAUAAUGAAUCAUCCGCUUCUGUUAAACGUCAUAAGAAAGAUAGUAUUGUUCCUAUCAAAAAACAUAAAAAGGAACGUCAAAGUGUUACUUCACCACAAACUGGUAACUCGAAAAUCAGUCAAAUUCAUAACGAAGUUAUUCAACAAGAACAAAUUGUUCCUGUUGAAUCUAUUGAUAAUUCGAACUCUUUCAUGUCAUAUAAUUUGAUUCCAACACCUGAACCUGUCGAACCUGAAGUUAUUCAUGUACAUGAGGCUACUCCAUCUCAUAAUGAAGUUAAUGUAAUUGUUGAUCCUUGUUUAGUUAACAAAGGAAUUGAGAAAGUUAGUGAACAAACUAUUGCAAAUGAAAUUAUUAGAAGAUCUAAAACUGCAAGAUCUCCAAAAUUCGAAGAAAAGGUGUUCCAACGUUUUAAAAUCGUGGCUAAUUCCAUUGUUUCCUUCAAUCACUCUGAAAAACAAGUUGAAUGUUUAAAUACUCCUAAGAUGGAGUACAACAAUUACAAAGGUCAUAUUCAUAGGGUUGGAGGUAACGAAAAGCAUCUAACUCAUCAUAUGAUACCUGAUCCUGGAUCUACGUAUACAAGACCGAUAUUAACAAUCUCAACUACUAUGAAAUGUUUUCCAACUAGAAUCAAAUAUACCAGAACCAUUCAAGAAAUCAAAAAUGUUGUUACUUAUAUUGAAUAUGUUCACAACAAAUCAUAUUCCGGUCUAAACCCCUAUGAACCACAAUAUAUGAGAUACGAAAAAGAUGAGAAUGGUGUAAGAUUGAAUAAAACUGCAUCAGGACUAUGUCCAUACUGUGAAGAAGUUAAAUUCUUACCAUUUAAGAAUUCAAGUUAUUUAUCCCAUUUGACUUUACAACAUGGUAUUUUUGCUUCAAGUUAUCUUGUUCCUGAACCUGUAAAAUAUGGUUAUUAUAAUGUCAAUGAUAUUGAAAAAUCAAGUACCGACAAGAAAAAUUCGGAAUCAGUGAAUGGAAAUGCAUCUGAUCACGACGAUAAUCCAGUCGCUAAUGCUGGAAACAACUUUGCUUCGCAUAUCAACAGAACUAAUACAAAUAUGGUAGACCAACAAGAUGACGAAGAUGAUAAAUCAUUACUGGCAGUCUUCAAUGAAAAUGGUAGAGUAUUAGGGAUUGUUAACGAUAAAGGGAAACUUGUCCAACUUGCCAAUGAAAAUGGAACAGCGUCAGAACCUGUGAAUGAUCAUAUAUCACAGACGAUUUUAGAACAAGCUAAUGUCAAGCUGAUAUCAGUGAAAAAGGCCGUUGCAUGUCCUGUUUGUAGUAAAAUAUUUGAAGUAUUUUGUUGGAAGAAGAAAACCAAUGCACUCCUUUCAUAUUAUCGACAUUUCAAGAAUGAUCAUGGUCCAAUUACUUCAUCUUAUGAUAUAGUGGUUUCUCAAAUUCCAAAACUUAAAAAUAGAGGAAGAAAAAUCAAGGAAUUCCUUCCUGAUGAAGAAAAAGCAAUGAUGAUGUCUCUUGCCCAAGGAUAUCCAAAUGAUAAGUGGUUGAAUUUAAUUCAUGACAACCAUAACUUGGACUAGUCUUUUACAAACCUAUGAUAUCCUCUCUGAACGUUCCUUUCUUGUCUUUUACAUUCUUGUUUCCUUUUC
Molecule: messenger RNA, 2277 nt
Organism: Scheffersomyces coipomensis
Lineage: Eukaryota; Fungi; Ascomycota; Pichiomycetes; Serinales; Debaryomycetaceae
Exons: 1
Coding region: 154-2208 (684 amino acids)
Source: RefSeq, a predicted model, not a curated record